Messenger RNA from Perca flavescens (yellow perch), 548 nucleotides. RefSeq names its product LSM6 homolog, U6 small nuclear RNA and mRNA degradation associated (gene lsm6). Gene Ontology annotation, cellular component: nucleolus; P-body; U4/U6 x U5 tri-snRNP complex. Lineage: Eukaryota; Metazoa; Chordata; Actinopteri; Perciformes; Percidae. Gene Ontology annotation, biological process: maturation of SSU-rRNA; mRNA splicing, via spliceosome. The record is from RefSeq and is a predicted model, not a curated record. Gene Ontology annotation, molecular function: RNA binding. The transcript has 4 exons. The coding region runs from base 136 to 378 and encodes 80 amino acids.
GAUAACAUUUAUAAAAAAACAAACCGCACGAUGUGCAGUCCGCUUUGAUUCUAAUAAACGAAUGCAUGUACUUACAGGGAUAACGACCAUCGCACACCGUUAAGUGCAAGCAUAUUCAUUGAAAUCACAGCCAAGAUGAGUCUGAGAAAGCAGACCCCAAGUGACUUUCUGAAGCAGAUAAUUGGCAGACCUGUGGUGGUCAAAUUGAACUCUGGUGUCGAUUACAGAGGUGUCCUGGCCUGCCUGGAUGGUUACAUGAACAUCGCCAUAGAGCAGACUGAGGAGUAUGUCAAUGGGCAGCUCAAGAACAAGUACGGAGAUGCUUUUCUAAGAGGAAACAAUGUCCUUUACAUCAGCACCCAGAAGAGGAAAGUGUAGUUGAGACCAUUCUAUUGUUUGUUUUUUCCCCAGUUGUUUUUUUCCAGCGUUUGAUUCGUCAGUGGACAACUCUCCCUGUUUUUGGUUCUGUAAAACCCAAAGUCCUGAAGAAUGUUUGUUUUGUAAAAAUGGAAUAUGUUAAUAAAUCCUGAGUUUUGAUUCAUGUCUGA